Molecule: messenger RNA, 1047 nt
Organism: Eupeodes corollae
Lineage: Eukaryota; Metazoa; Arthropoda; Insecta; Diptera; Syrphidae
Product: U6 snRNA phosphodiesterase 1
Exons: 5
Coding region: 104-871 (255 amino acids)
Biological process (GO): U6 snRNA 3'-end processing
Cellular component (GO): nucleus
Molecular function (GO): 3'-5'-RNA exonuclease activity
Source: RefSeq, a predicted model, not a curated record
AAACUAAAAAACUAAAAAACAACAACAAAUAAGGAUAACACACUUGUUUGGGAUAACUUAGAGUUUUUUAAGCUGAUUUUGUUUAAUUAUUUUAUUUAAAGAAAUGGCAUUAGUUAAUUAUAGUUCUUCUUCUGACGAUGAAAUUGAAAAUGAUGACCAACCUCCGGAACCAAAAAUUAUGAAAAUUAACACCGAGAAAAAACUCCCUUUGCCUUCAGCUAUUAGUAGUAUGAACAAAUUAAUUAACACAACUCCAGUAGAUGAUCCUUCAAAACAUGGCGGAAGACUCCGAUCAUUUGAACACGAACGAGGCAACUGGGCAACUCUCGUCUUUAUACCAGUUGAAUUAGAUAUUAUGAAUGAACUUCAAGCGAUGAUACAAAAUUUCUUUAAAACUACAAUUAAACUACAGAAAUCUGAAAACAUUCAUUUGAGUCUUACGAAAACUGUAAUUCUACGGCAUCAUUGGAUACAAUUAUUUGUGAAAUCUAUUCAUGAAACCUUAGCAUCGUCCGAAAAUUUUUUUCUCGAUUUUCAGUCACUUAACGUCUACGUAAAUGAAGAUAAGACAAGAACCUUUAUUGGUCUUACAGUCGGUGACAUUUAUUUUGAUAAAUUACACAAACUUAUGCUCAAAAUGGAUAACUUAAUGAAUGAAUUCCAUUUAAAUACGUUCUAUAAGAAUCCAUCAUUUCAUGCAAGUAUAUUGUGGUGCUUGGGAAAUAAAGAGAGUUUAAUCAAAGACAAAUUACCUCAACUGAAUGCAAGCCUUUGUCAAAUGAGAAGCACAAGUUUGGAUGACUUCCAUAUAAGAGUAAAUCAAAUUCAAUGUAAAACAGGAAACAAAAGCUACAAUUUUGAGCUGAAAUAAAAUAAAAUGGAAAAAGAAAACAAUAAUGAUCCAUCUCGAGUAGCUUGAAAUGACAUCGAAGCAUCUCUUAAUUUUGUUUUAAUUGAAAAUAAAUAAAAAUUGUUUUAUAGUUAAUAUUUGAAAACUUAUAAAAUAAAAUUAGGAAAGCUACUCAAUAAAAUUUGUACCAAAGUUGA